Penicillium nucicola is the source of this 879-nucleotide messenger RNA. RefSeq lists its product as uncharacterized. The transcript has 2 exons. The record is from RefSeq and is a predicted model, not a curated record. The coding region runs from base 1 to 879 and encodes 292 amino acids. Lineage: Eukaryota; Fungi; Ascomycota; Eurotiomycetes; Eurotiales; Aspergillaceae.
AUGGCGACCUUUCAAAUUUCAGACGAUUCCUUGAACCUCCAAGACAAAGUUGUCUUGAUUACAGGCGGCGCCUCUGGAAUCGGCAAGGCCACCGUGGACCUGUGUCUCCAGCACGGCGCCACUGUCAUUGCCAGCGACAUCAACCCUCCACAAGAGAUCAAAGAAACCGACAAAUUCAAGUUCGUGACUGUCGACGUGACCUCAUGGGAAAGUCUGCGCGACGCCUUCGUCCAAGCCGAGAAAUGGUUCGGUCGAAUCGACCACGUAUUUGCCAACGCCGGCGUGGCAACCACGACCAAUUUCCUAGAAGCCAAGCUGGACGAGCACGGCGAACUGCUCCCACCUAGCAUGCGCACCAUCAACGUCAACCUCGUCGGCGUUCUCAACACUGUCUAUCUGGCGGCGCACUAUAUUCAGAAACACUCCGAUCACCGUGCCGCCGGCGAGCUGGGCAGUAUAGUUGUCACUGCGUCGACCUCGUCUUUCCAGAAUUUCAGUGCGGGCGACUACACGAUUACCAAACACGGUGUUCUGGGCAUCAUCCACGGACUCGAGCAUCAGAUUGAGGGGAAGGUGCGGCUGAACGCCGUAGCCCCGUCUUGGACUGCCACUGGGAUGAUCCCGUCGGCGUUUAUUGAGUCUCUUGGGGUGGGGGUUCAAGCGCCGGAGGUUGUGGCUAAGAGCGUGGCUCUGUUGUUUGCUGACCAGCAGCGUCACGCCGAGGUGAUUUACAGCUGGGAUGGGAAAUAUCAGGAGGUCAAUAAGGCCAAGGGGGGUUUGUUGGAUGCUUCGGAUGCUCUGUUGGAGAAUGCGUCCAAUGAGGAAACGGUUAUGAGACAACUGAGGGAUUUAAUUAAGCAGAAGCAGGGUUUGGACUGA